This is a messenger RNA of Saimiri boliviensis boliviensis (Bolivian squirrel monkey), 2061 nucleotides long. It is a transcript of the gene MUC7, whose product is annotated as mucin 7, secreted. The record is from RefSeq and is a predicted model, not a curated record. NCBI's taxonomy places the organism in Eukaryota, Metazoa, Chordata, Mammalia, Primates, Cebidae. Gene Ontology annotation, cellular component: extracellular exosome.
UCUUAUUUUGCUUCUAGUUGCCAUCCUCAAAGGACUGACUAAAAGCAAGCAAUUGGAUUGAACACCCUAAGAAGAAAGAUUUGCACUGCACCAGGAGACAUUAGAAAGAAUGGAAACUCUGCCGCUGUUUGUGUGCAUCUGUGCACUGAGUGCUUGCUUCUCGUUCAGUGAAGGUCAUAAAAGGGGUCACGAACUACAGCACAGAAGGCAUUAUCACCAUUUUCCUGAACAUCACUUUAAAUUUCCACAUCAUUCUGGACCGCUACCUCACCAGCAGCCAGUCCAUAAAAUCCCCCAUAAGUGUCUACACAAACGCUGCAGGCCUAAGCCUCCGCCUUCACCUAUUUACCCCCCACACAAAUUCCCACAUCCUCACCAGCCACAUAAAUGUCCAGAUAAAAAUAACAGUGUGGUCACCCACACCACAGUGGCUACAACCCAAAUUCCAUCUACAAGUUCCCCAUCUGCUUCCACCAAAAUUACUACCCUUCCAAAUGUGACUCCUCUUCCUCAAAAUGCUACCACCACAUCUUCAGGAGAAAAUGCUCACCCAAGCUCUCCUGUAACUACAUUAACACCAGAGAAUUCCUCAGCUCCAACAGAGGCCACAACUGCUCCAUCCACACCUUCUACAACUACGCCAGCUCCACCACCUUCCUCAACUCCACAGGAGACCACAGCUGCCUCACCCACACCUUCUGCAACUACACCAGCUCCACCACCUUCUUCAACUCUACAGGAGACCACAGCUGCCCCAUCCACAUCUUCUGCAACUACACCAGCUCCACCACCUUCCUCAACUCCACAGGAGACCACAGCUGCCCCAGUUAUAGUCACUACUCAAACUACUACUUCUAACCAGCCAACUACAGCUGCCACCCAAACUAAAAUUUCUCAAUUUCUUUUAUAUCUAAAGAAUCUACUAAACCAAAUGAUUGAUAAAGCAGUGGAGAAAUAGUAUAUGAUAUGUUGUAAAGUGUUCUGUCUUUUCAAGAUGUGAUUUAUGAGUGCAGAACUACCAUCUUUACUUUUAGCACCAAUCCCAAGAUGAAAUUUUAUUACUCAAAUUUAAAGCACUACCACUAACCUUUCAAACUAAUUAUUCACCACCACAAGACCUAUUAACAGUACAAAAUGCCUCUAUCCCACAAGCCAGGUGCAGGUCUGAGAUUCAAAAUCACUCUUUGGGGCCUGCAGAGAUAGUCUACCAAGGGCAGAGAAAGUCCUUAGAUAAAGAGAGAAUAUUGUAUGGGUCAUCAAACAUUUACUUCUCCCUAAAUGUUGGAAACUACAAGAUCACUACCUUGUACCCCCAUCAAAAUCCCACCUGAACCAUCUAAUCCUAUAAAUAUAAAGGGAUAAAGUUGGAUCUCUCCAGAUGAACAAAGACAUCUAAAUAUCUGUAGAUAUAAACAUUUAUCUAGCUAAAUCUAUUGGUAGACCUGUCAUUGAUUAAUGACAAACCCUUUAGAUAAUUAUUUUUAAUUUUAAAUAAAAUUGUAUUUCACAAAAUGUGAGCCAAGAAAGGGGAAAGUUGAUUCGAAGUGAAGAUUAGAAAUGAAUAAUAAAAGCCAAGCAUGAACCAAGACUGGCACUAUUUUUCCGAGUGUAUAUAAUUGUUUAAACUGCAAGGUUGACAUUUAUUACAUUGUAUCUAAGUUAACUUAGAUCUGAUGUGCUUGAUUCUAGCCUCUGUAAACCAUAAGAAUAUAACUUUGUAUGUUCACAUGGUGCUCACAAUAUUUCACUCUCGAUUCAAUUAAUUCACAUAAAUUCCAUGUGAAAUGUAUUCAACAAUGGAAUAUUUUCUAAAACACUUAAUAUAUAUUUGCAUGUAUUUUAAAACAUGCCAAACUACUGCUUUAAUGCCAAAUUUGCAGAAUUGUCUCUGAAAAUAAAAGCCCCGACUUUAGUUGUAAAAGAAUAAAAGUUAGCUACUUGGUAUAUGGAGAUGUUCAUUUGGGAUGUGGAGGCAUUUUUAUCUUCUGUCACUACUGCUUAAAACUCUGAUGAUUAUGUUUAAUUUUUUGCUAACUAAUAAAGAUUUCAAAUGGCAAUUUA